This is a messenger RNA of Actinia tenebrosa (Australian red waratah sea anemone), 939 nucleotides long. Its product is annotated as ATP-binding cassette sub-family C member 4. Gene Ontology annotation, biological process: transmembrane transport. Gene Ontology annotation, molecular function: ATP binding; ATP hydrolysis activity; ABC-type transporter activity. The record is from RefSeq and is a predicted model, not a curated record. Lineage: Eukaryota; Metazoa; Cnidaria; Anthozoa; Actiniaria; Actiniidae. Gene Ontology annotation, cellular component: membrane.
AAGAAAAGGAAUUCCUUGUACUCCAUCGUCGUAAUGUCUCCAUCUCAGAAGUCACAAGAAUCUGAAUAUGUUGAGCCUGGUUUUCUUCAUCGUCUAUUUCUUACUUGGUGGCUUGGUCUUCUCAAGUUGGUGGCUCAAAGACCGCUCAACCAAGAAGAUCUUUAUUCACUGCCAGAUGAAUAUAAGGCAGAAAACCUGGUUCCACGACUUGAAGAAACUUGGUCACAAGAACUAAACGACGCAAACAGAGAGGGUAGACUGCCCAAACUAUGGAAAGCUCUUCUUCGUGCCUUGCCAAUAAAAAACUAUUUAAAAUCGGCGACCUUGGCACUGGCAAACGUGUUCGCGUCGUAUGCGUCAAUAUUCUUUCUUUGGCUGUUUUUUGAAUAUCGGCAAGGCGAAUCGCAUAUGGAGAAGUGGCAUCUUCCUGUUAUUGUAUUAGGUAUUGGUAUUUGCAGCUAUCUCAGGGCGUUUACCUUCCGUCAUAGUAUAUAUGUUACCUUAAACAUUGGCAUGCAGCUAAAGGUAGCUGUUAUGGGGAUCGUUUAUAAAACGAUACUUUCAAUGACAGACAGUGGUAUAAAAAGAGCUACCUCAGGGACGAUCAUGAACCUAAUAUCGAAUGAUGCACAACGGAUGGAAGAGCUAAUAUCGAAAUGUUUCUUGUGUGCCAGUGGCUUKUUGUCAAUUCUAACUGGAUUUCUUCUAUUGUGGGCACUAGUUGGUUGGCAGUCUUUAUCAGGAACAUUGGUUUUAGUUCUAUUUGUACUCGUUCAAACUGGUUUACUAAAUGCUUAUGGAAAAUUACGCUACAAGCAAAAACAAGCAACUGACCAUCGUCUAGUAGCAGUCAAGGACGUCAUCUCAGGAAUACGAGCUGUCAAGAUGCAUGCAUUGGAAUGGAAGUUCAGCGAUAGAAUCAUGUCUAUAAGAAGGUAA